AAUUCAGAAGGCUGCAUUAUUCACGAUUCAUCGACCUCCUCGCUGAAGCUUCGAGCGAUCUUAUCGAGAAUAAUCUCCCCCUGAAUUUGAUUAUGGAUAAAGCUAAGAUUUGUGUACAGAUGUAACGGCACAUUUUAUUAAUUAAAAUCAUUUUCCAACCGUGCUUUGCCUGAUUAUGCACACGCACAACUCUAUCGGAUGAAAAACACAUCAAGGAAUUGUAAACAUUUGUACAGAGGCGAUUUUACUCGACGAAUUCAAAACAUUGCUAUCGCAGUAUCAGUUGCUGUUAUUUCCUGGUCUUGGAAAGUAUUGCGUAUUAUCAGAGAAUAGUUUGCUGGGGAGAGAGCUCGUUUUAUUUUGCUGAAGAUAAAAGGAAAAGAGCCACUUAGAGGUUUGCACAGUCGUGUACCGUACUGUUUUGGUUUCCUUUGCUAUUGCCCGCAUAAUCGAAAGCUAAUACGUGAAACACUGACGUCUGCUGUCAAGAUACGGGAUUUAAUGGAUUUUGGGGAUUCUUUCGCUGAUUUGUAUUAAUAUAAGAGCCUUCGGUGCUCAAAGCUGGCUGUCCGAGGCUUUGUGAAUGCAUGAAGAUGUAAGACGUAAGAUUUCUGCUUCAACCUUUGGUUAUGUGAUCUCAUUAAAGGAAAGCCGUCCAUGUGGAGAAGGAAAUGAUGAUUACUGUUUAGAAUAGAAAAACUCGCUUCACAGUGUGCUGAAAUCUUCGUUAGCUGCAGUUUAACAACAAGCAAAGGUUUUUUGCCUGGUUAUCGGUGUUGAUCAGUGGACACUCACAAGUGCUGAGGAUGUUGGAUUGAGAGUAGCCGAUUGGCGUGAUUUAUUAAUCAAAGCCGAUUGGCGUGAGCUUACAGGAAUUCUUUCUUUCAAAAGAGCACGUGGGACUGUGAUUCGUAAUGGCGAGUCAGUUGAAAUUAGGCUUUGACGAAGAGGCGCCUAGCAUGGAAACUGGAACCUUGCUAGAAGAAGUUAAUGGCGCACCGGAGAGUAAAGAGUUUAGGAGUGAUAGCAGCGGCGAUGUCAACCUAGGAAGCAUGAGUUUUAUCCGUAAGAAAAGACUGCUUCAAAACGGAGCCUCUAUCGAUUCCGCUAAGCUUGAAAAACAGUUACUGUUGUCAGAACGCCUCCCUAAAGGCCUGACCGAAAUACCAAGAUUUAUACCAACUGAGAAAAACGUAAGUUCACCGAUAAUGUUCGAAAAUAUGCAUCUUCACCACAAAAGGCUACUCGCAGACUUUUUUACGACGUGUAUCGACGCGAAAUGGCGGUGGAUAAGCAUUCUUUUCUCAUCAAGUUUCAUAUUGAGUUGGCUAUUUUUCGGCACGCUCUGGUGGCUAAUUUAUUACCUAAGGAAAAGGUACGGAUCGAGCGCAAAUUGUAUUGAUAAUGUUGACUCAUGGACGGGAGCCUUUCUUUUCUCUCUCGAAACUCAAACAACGAUAGGUUACGGAGGUCGACAGGUGACCCCUGAGUGCCCAGAGGGAGUUAUCCUUCUUGUCCUACAAACUAUUGUCGGAUUGUUUAUUACAUGCUCGAUGUUGGGAUUGACUUUCGCCAAGCUUUCGAGGCCAAAAAACCGAGCAAAUACUGUCGUUUUUUCGAACAAAGCCGUAAUUACACUUCGAGACUCAAAACUCUGUCUUAUGUUCCGAGUGGCUGACUUACGGCGUCGAAGACUUUACGACUGUAACGUUCGUGCUGUGCUUAUACACUCGAAAAUUACGAAAGAGGGUGAAGUUAUACCCUUUCAUAUGAGUGACUUAUCUUUAACUAUCGAUUUCAAACAAACUGAAUAUACAAUGAGAAUAUUUCCGAUUUUCCCACUGAACCUGAUUCAUCCGAUUGAUGAAGAGAGCCCCCUAUUCGACAUGUCUAGCCUGGAUCUAUCUAGAAACCAUGUAGAGGUAGUCAUCAUUCUUGAGGGCACUGUCCCCCACACAGGCAUGGUGACUCAGGCCGUGAAAUCAUACACCUCAAAGGAGAUUUACUGGGGUCAUCGGUUCCAAGAAAUGAUCACUGGGAGGUGCUUUGUUGACAAUGUUUGGAGAGUGGAUUUUUCCCAAUUCCAUUUGACAUACAAGGACAACGUUACGCCGAUGAUAUCGGCAAGGGAGCUCAGUCAGAUUGACGAUGAAAGCGAUUCGAAUGGGUAUCAGACGGGGUCAAGCACAGCCUCGGCGCUUUCUGGCUAUCAUGGAGCGACACUGGCUGUCCCAGAAAGUGUCAUUAUAGAUAUUGACACACGAGGCUUCUCCUCCAUCCCAGCUUUGAAAGAGACGGAGGCGUGACUAUUACGCUACUCAUGAACGACAAUUGUUCGUUCGUCAUUUGCAGUAAUGGGAGUUGAAUUGCUAUCACAGCAACAGAAAGAUUAUUGCAACCAACAAGUGCAGAAACUGACGAGAACAUCAUGCUUGGUGAUUGGUUUUCCUAAAAGGCUUGCAAAAUGCAAUCAUAGUAAACUUGUUUUAAUAGAGAACAAUUUUCCCAAAUAGAAAACAACACAUGUUGACUUAGCGAUAUCGUCUUCUAUUACUCCUACGUCAGUUAUCCGUAAUUUAGCUUUGUGUUAAUUAGCAAUUUACUUUGGAAAACAAGCACGAUGCUAUUAGCAAUUGAGUGCAAUAUUAUGUUUGGCUGAAUUUGUCAUCAUUUUCGUUACAAGAGACUGCACCCCUUUAUACUGAUAUUCUAUCCUCUGAUAAAAGGCCCCUUGUCUCUGUGGGCUUAGCGGUCCCUUGACUUAAUAUUUUCCACCUCACCUUCAAUUUCAACCAUAAUUGCCAUUUUUCAACCGUGAUAAGAACAGAACAAGGAGCUAUACUUGACAAAGAGCUGUUUGAACAUGUUUUUAUAAAGCAGACAAGUUUUAUCUGUCUUAAGUUUUGAAGGAAUGAUGGAACAUAAUCAUGCCUUCAUAUUGGCUACGAUAGAAUAUCGCGAACCUCUACCUAUGAAGCAGUAAAAAGUUAUCUGAUAAAGUUUGAUGUAAGUUUUUAGCUAGCAAAGGAAAAUAACACUGGAUCAUAUACCCACAGUGUUGGUAACGAAACCACAUGAACACAAAAAGUGCCCAACAGUCUCAGGCCAGAGGGUUUUUAGCAACUUUUGCUUUCUCGACAGGCCGAAAUUUUUUCUUAUACGAGUAUUAAUUUUAUACUUUCACUAUCAAGAAAUUUUGUAACAGAAAUUUGAGUAUUGAUUAGUUGAGUAGCGCGCUAUUUGAAUGUACGUAUUUUCCGGCCAGUGUACUUGUUGUAUUUGAUAUUAGCCCUCUGUUGCCUCGGUAUGUUUAAUGGCCAAGCCGAUUCGUAGCAAAUGUUUCACGUUUAGGUGAAAAAUGAGUGUUUUUAGUGAUGUGUUUUGCAUAUCGUUAACAAUAAAUGACUAGAUAUAUCUCGUUAUAUUACUUUGGUAUGUUAAUUGUACUCAAAUGUCUUCUUCAUGCUUUAAUUACAACCACCCUUUGACCUCCAGUCCUUCCCAAGUUCACGACUAGGAUCCUUCUCGUCACAGGCAAAUUUAUCCCGUGCUCCGGCAGCUUACAUUCACCCUGUUUGAAGAUGAAAUGUUAAUAACAAACAAAAGUUUCGCGCUCAUUGACAUUAAAUACAAGACUUUUCAUUAUGGGUUUCUAUGUUUAUUUGAGUUCCCCUUUCCAUAGGAUAUUCUCGUCAAUCUUGAAGCUAUCGCGGCAUUUUAAAAGAGAUCUGUCUUGAAAGGGCAGUUUUGUAAUUAAAGAUCGAUUUCCUAAUGUCGGAAUUUCAUUUGUGAAACGGUACAAAAUAAUGAAAAUGCCACCAACAAAUUGCCUUAAAUGUAAGGCUAUCUAAAAAUAAUGAGUGUAACACACUGCUUUGUGAAAUCUCCAUUCCAAAACAAGGUCAAUGUUCUCGGGGGAAGGACUACACGCCUCCAUUCGCUUUAUCGUUUGUAAACUCCCACGAGCUAACAUACCCACGUAAUUUCAAAUUGAUAUUUCAGCAUAUUCCGUCUUGUUUACGAUAUAUAGAAUCACAUCUUAUAGGCCAAGAAUACCAAACCCGCUUUGGCUCUGGAUUAGAUGCCGAGAAAAACUCACCCAAAGCUACCACGAAAAAGACUGCAAUCGCAAUAGUUUCGUUUCAAAACGUGGUCAACUAAGCAAGUAUCUUGUAGAGUGAUGAGAUGUAAAAAUGAAUUUUAUUCUAUGAAGUUUUUUUUAUUUGAAAUUCCAUAUGCAUAUUCAAGAUGGUGCCGACGAAGAUCGAUAUGAUUUGAAUUUCAGUACUGCCAAGGACAUCAGGCUUUUCCAAGUUUUUGAUAAAAUCAUUUAAGGUUUUAAAUGUCCUUCCUUCGAGCAAGGGGGAAGCAGGGUCAUCGAAAGCCCACCUAAUUUUAAGAUUUCAAAAUUUUAAAUAUUAUUGAAGCGCAGAUUGUGCUUUUUAAAAAGGUUCUAUUUGCUAACCCUUCUCUGUGACAAUCUCUGCCUUGUACAAUUAAGGUGAAUAGAACCAGCUUCGGCUCUUUUUGAAGGAAUAUUAGCUGUAGUUUUAUAAAUAGCUAUAUAUAUAAGUUAUAUUCAUUGAAUUUUCCUAAAUUUAUAUCCUUUCAUAUGCUUGAUAUUUUGAGCAUAGAACCACAUGUUCCUGCAAAUGUUAUUCCUUAAUUGUAGAGUAUUUCUUCAAGAUACAUUUGCAGCCCAAAGCAUUUUUGAAAGGAUGUAAAAUUAGAGGUAAAUAAUUUAUUAGUUACUUAAUGUCAUUAAGAUUGGUCAACCAUUUAUGAUGCUUUCAUUAUUUCUACUGUUUUUCAUGUAGUUGAAUUCCGUUUUUAUAUACAAACCAAAUUGAAAUUGUGAAAUGUCGUGAAAAUGUUAAAA
This is a messenger RNA of Rhopilema esculentum, 4879 nucleotides long. The record is from RefSeq and is a predicted model, not a curated record. NCBI's taxonomy places the organism in Eukaryota, Metazoa, Cnidaria, Scyphozoa, Rhizostomeae, Rhizostomatidae.